ACAGACAGGCACAGUGGACAGUGUGUGACAGUCACUGCCACAUACUGACUGAUGAACGACUGUGUGUGUAAGACGUGGUUAAUGUCAGCGGUUGGCAGUUUGAUAGAGUCAUGUUGUCAUGAAAGAUGUGAAUUGAAGAAUCACCACAUGCUGGCUCCUCCCCCUCAGUGCUCAGCCAGCUGUGCAGUGGACGCACAUCACCUCUCUGUCAGUCAGCUCUCCCUGGGGUCCUGUACGAACGCAUGUAGGGCUGUUUCUUUGGGAAAUGUACAAUUUUGUCACUGAUUUUCCAGAUCUUCCUAUAUAUCUCUGUAAGGGACCACCAUUAUUACAAACCUGAAUUGAUACAGAGGAGAGGCAUCACCAUGAUUUGGACGUAUUCAAAUUUACAAAACUGAGACAACUUUUUGGAAGAUCUACAACCACUUUUCAAAAUGUAAGAUUUGGAGUGAAGAGUAUUUCAUCUGAUGCGCUGAAGAAUUGUUUGACCUCAUUAAUGACCAAUGGGGGAGUUGGGUUACAUACGUGUGCUUUUACUUUAAAACCUGUACUAUGAAUCAUGGAGGAAAACACACAAUUUCUGAAUGCUGAGUACAAUGACAGCACCACCGUUUGGGCCCCGAUGCCCUCAGCUUCCAGCAGACAACUGGGCGUCCUUCCCAACCCGCAGACACGAUUCAAGGACCUGACAGGGAUAUUUUUCAUGGUGACCCUGAAUGUUCUGGCACUUCUAGCCAACACUGCUGUUCUGGUAGUUGUCAUAAAAGCCCCUCAUCUCAGGAAAUUUGCUUUUGUGUUCCACCUGUGUGCAGUGGACCUGCUGUGUGCCAUCCUCCUCAUGCCUCUUGAGAUUGUGUCCAGCUCUCCGUACUUUGCUGGUGUGGUGUUCACUGUCCUGGUGUGCCAGGUCUACAUCUUCCUCAAUGUUUUCCUCAUAGCUGCCUCUAUCUUCACCAUCACAGCCAUUAGUGUGGAGCGUUACUACUACAUCGUCCAUCCAAUGCGCUAUGAGGUCAAGAUGACGCUGAAGCUGACUGCGUCCGUGAUAGUGAUGGUGUGGGUGGCCUCUGCUGUGCUGGGGCUGUCCACCGUGUUUGGGUGGCCAGCUUACAGCAGCCUGAGCUCCAUUAGUGCCUCACACUGCUCGCUGCACUGGAGCCACAGUAACCACAGACGAGUCUUCUCUGUGUUCUUCAGUGUCAUCUGUUUUUGCCUUCCUGCUAUUGUGAUCUUUGCAGUCUACUGUAAUGUGUACAAGGUGGCCCGUGUGGCUGCCCGCCAGCAUGGACCUCUGCCCUUGUGGACUAACAGUCAAGCAAAGCAUCGCUCUGACUCAAUAAACAGCCAGACUACCAUCAUCACAACCCGCAACGCCCCACGUAGGAUUAUGAGGGACCGGCCUUUUGGUGGAGGUAAAGCAGCUCUCACCCUGGUGGUUAUUGUUGGCCAGUUUCUGAUCUGCUGGCUGCCUUACUUUGCCUUUCACAUGCAUCUGACGCUACACGCGACACCCAAUAUUCCUGAUGAUUUGGAGGAAACGGUCACCUGGCUGGCAUACACUUCCUUUGCGAUCAACCCGUUUUUUUAUGGGCUUCUUAACAGGCAGAUCAGGGAGGAACUUUGUAAGCUGAGGCGCUGCUACACCGCCCGCCCAGUGGAGCUGGCCAUCUCCAGCCAUGAGGGCUCAGGCAACGAGAACUUCCUGCAGUUCCUCCAUAAGACCAGCUUCACAGCAGAGACACGUGCCAGCUUUGCUACUUCCAGUCCAAGAAGCACUCUGGAUCAUGGGCAGACCAGUUUUAGGAUACCAGGGCAGAUCCCAGAAGAGUUCAGUUAGAUAUACCUCGCUGUUGUACCACAGCGUUAGUAGCCAGUAAGGCCACUUCAUACAGUGUGUAAGUGUAUCUGAAUACAGUAAAAGAUAAGUUACAGCAUCAAGAAAUGAACUGUU
Messenger RNA from Trematomus bernacchii (emerald rockcod), 1951 nucleotides. Its product is annotated as probable G-protein coupled receptor. Gene Ontology annotation, cellular component: signaling receptor complex; plasma membrane; endosome. Lineage: Eukaryota; Metazoa; Chordata; Actinopteri; Perciformes; Nototheniidae. The record is from RefSeq and is a predicted model, not a curated record. The transcript has 2 exons. Bases 560 to 1837 code for a protein of 425 amino acids. Gene Ontology annotation, biological process: G protein-coupled receptor signaling pathway. Gene Ontology annotation, molecular function: G protein-coupled receptor activity.